UGGGCUCAGGUUCCUUGGGCUCAGGUUCCUUGGGCUCAGGUUCCUUGGGCUCAGGUUCCUUGGGCUCAGGUUCCUUGGGCUCAGGUUCCUUGGGCUCAGGUUCCUUGGGCUCAGGUUCCUUGGGCUCAGGUUCCUUGGGCUCAGGCUUUGGCGGUGGAGGAGGUUCAACAUGAGGAAAUUUGA
Guillardia theta CCMP2712 is the source of this 183-nucleotide messenger RNA. RefSeq lists its product as hypothetical. NCBI's taxonomy places the organism in Eukaryota, Cryptophyceae, Pyrenomonadales, Geminigeraceae. The transcript has a single exon. The annotation marks the transcript as partial. The record is from RefSeq and is a predicted model, not a curated record.